Lolium perenne is the source of this 7677-nucleotide messenger RNA. RefSeq lists its product as uncharacterized. NCBI's taxonomy places the organism in Eukaryota, Viridiplantae, Streptophyta, Magnoliopsida, Poales, Poaceae. The record is from RefSeq and is a predicted model, not a curated record. Gene Ontology annotation, molecular function: ADP binding.
ACCAUCUCUCUCGUUUCUGAUCAUCCACUUCUUUUCCAAAACACACCGACACCAACGCCUCCAAGCAACUCUGCAUCCUCUUCCGCUCAUCUCCGACAAGCCAUUGCAUUCGCAACCAUUUUCCAGAAAAUCCCAAAAAAAUGUAGUUAGCCAUCUUCCAAAAAAACGUAGUUUGCUCCAAGCAAUUCGCUCCUUUGAUCUGCACGCUCAUCUCCGAGCAGCAAUCACAAUCCGCAUCUUUUGCCUGUUUUCCCCGAAAGAAAAACAAAAAAAGAAAAGCUGUUUGCCAGCCGCUGCUGAUGGAGGCGGCCCUGAUUAAGGGCGGCGCCGUCGCCGGGGCGCAAUGGGUGGUGAGCAAGGCGCUGAGCCCGCUGUCCGACGGCCUGGUGGAGCUGUGGGCGGCCAGCACGGAGCUUGAGCCCAACAUCGAUGCCCUCAAGACGGAGCUGCUCUGCGCGCAGGGCAUACUCAACCGUGCUCUGCGAGUGGAGAUCGACAACCCCGCGCUGGCGGUCCUGCUGCAGAAGCUGCGGGACCUGGGGUACGAAGCGGAGAACGCGCUGGGCGAGCUCGACUACUUCCGCAUCCAGGACGAGAUCGACGGCUCCUCCGAAGCCGUCGAAGACCUCGGGUGCGGCCGCAACCUCGUCCGAGUCGUUCGCCACGUCGCCGGUGCCGCCGCUAGGCAGCUCUCGUGUGACGACGAGUCAUGCAAGUGCGCGCGCCGCCUCACCUCCGGUGCCCGUAACACCGCCCACGUCGCCAGUGCCGCCGCCAAGCAGUUCUGUUGCGCCUCGUGCUUGCCUGCUGCUCGUGGUUCUGACGAGGACUCCGAUGAGGAGUCCGACAAGGAGUCUGACCAGGAAUACUCCUGCAAGUGCGGGCGCCGGCUCGCCUCCCGUGCUCGUACCGCCACCCGUGCCUUCGGUAAACGACUCCUCUGCUCUUCUCCUCUGUCUGUCACUGAUGAUAGUAAGCUUGCCCCUAGCAGAGUACCAAAGUUAAAAUUUGAUAGGGUGGGCGUCUCUAAAAGGAUGAAAUGUAUCGCAGACAAACUAAAGCCGCUGCGUGAGAGCGUCUCCGAUAUUCUACUCAUAGAGUUACAGGGAUCUGACCAUGGCAUUGUUAAUUCUGCUUCUGGAAAUAGACCCACGACCACCUCAGGACCAUUAGAGCAUAUUGUGUAUGGGAGGGACCAACAGAAGAACACCAUUGUCGUGGACAUUACAAAUGUUGAAAACAUUCAUAGAGAUCUCACCGUCAUUCCUAUAGUUGGUCCUGGGGGCAUAGGAAAGACUACUCUCACUCAGUACAUAUAUAAUAGCAAAAGAGUUGAAGAACAUUUCCAAAUUCGAGUUUGGGUGUGUGUAUCUCUUGACUUUAGUGUGUAUAAGUUAACACGAGAGAUUGUGAGCUCCAUUCCUAAAGCUGAAGAUGAAAAAAAUGACAGACCGGAUAAUGAGGUUCAAAACCUGGACCAACUUCAGAAAUUGAUUGAAAAAAGACUAAAAAACAGAAGAUUUUUACUUGUUUUGGAUGAUAUUUGGAAAUAUGGUAAUGAAGAUGAGUGGAAUAGAUUGCUAGUUCCCUUUAAAAAAGUGCAAGGAAACGGAGACAUAAUUCUAAUCACAACUCGAUUCCUUGAAGUCGCUGAAAUGGUUAAGAAAGGAGAUGAACUCUUACAACUAGAAGGUUUGGAGCCGAAAGAAUAUUGGAGCCUUUUUGUAGCAUACGUCUUUGGUGAAACUAAUCGACAAUAUAUUGAUAAAAACUUGCUUGAAAUUGGGGAAAAGAUUGUUGAAAAGUUGAAGGGUUCUCCUCUUGCAGCAAAAACUGUGGGUAGCUUACUGAGAAAAAACCCUACUGUAGUUAUUUGGACGAGGGUUCUUGAAAGUAGAGAAUGGGAAUUACAAACCGGUGAUAACGAUAUUAUGCCCGCAUUGAAGCUUAGCUAUGACUACCUCCCUUUUCACCUGCAACAAUGUUUUUCCUUUUGUGCAUUAUUUCCAGAGGAUUACAAGUUUGAAUCUGAGGAGCUAAUUCACUUCUGGAUAGGACUUGACAUCUUGCAUCCAGGUCAUACAACCAAAAGAAUUGAAGAUGUAGGGUGUCACAACUUGAAUGACUUAGUUAAUUAUGGAUUUUUCAAAAAAGAAACAGACGAUUUAGGUACACACUAUGUUAUGCAUGACCUGCUACAUGAUUUGGCAUUGAAUGUUUCAUCACAAGAAUGUCUACAUAUAGCUUCAUCUAGUCUAAGAGAUCUAGGAAUUGCACCAUCUGUCUAUCACAUGUCCAUUAGUUGCAUUGAUCCAGGUGAUAGCACUGAUGGAGUUGUGCAAGAAAAUUUUAGGAAAGGACUGGAUAAAAUAAGGAACAUAAUCAAAUUUGAGAACCUACGCACUUUGAUGUUGUUUGGAAAUUAUGAUCCAAGCUUUGUUCCCAUAUUCAGUGAUUUAUUUAAAAAUGCAAAUUCUCUGCGAGUUGUCUUUUUGUCAACAAUGUACUACCCUGUGGAGUCUCUGUUGCUCAGUGUGCCAAACCUUGUCCAUCUUCGGUACUUGCGGCUUGAGUCAAGAUACGGUAGUAAUGAACAUUUACCAAGGAAUAUCUCAAGAUUCUAUCAAUUAAGGGUCCUAGACAUAAGGAAGUGGCACAAUUCUCAUAGUCUGCUUGGAGAUAUGACUAACCUUGUAAAGUUGCGGCAUUUUUUAUCUCAUAAUGAGGAAGUCCACUCAAAUAUUUGUAAUGUGGGAAAGUUGUAUAGCUUACAACAGCUACAGAGAUUUGAAGUCAAAAAAGAAAGUAGUGGUUUUGAAUUAAGGGAGCUGGGGAAAUUAGAAGAUCUAGGAGGAUCACUUGCCAUAUAUAAUCUUGAUAAUGCAGCAGUAAAUGAGGCACAUGAGGCAAAACUAUCAUACAAAUACCGCUUGCACAAAUUAACACUGAACUGGAAGGAAGACCGAUCUGAUAUAAAUCCUGGCGCAGAAGAUCAACAACUUGAAAGCCUUCGGCCACACACCAGUAUUCAUGAGCUAUCCAUUGAUGGGCAUGGAGGCUCCACGUGCCCUACAUGGCUAGGUACAAACCUGUCCACGAGAGGUCUGGAGGCUCUCCGCCUUGACAACACUGAUUGGGAAUCCCUUCCACCGCUUGGAGAGCUAUAUAUGGUUCACGAGACCGGAGAAGAGUAUUUUGGUUGCAUUAGAGGUCCGAGCUUCCCUAACUUGAAAAGGCUAGAACUCAUUGGGUUGCCAAGAUUUAGAAGGUGGGUAGCAAAUGAAUUUUGCCCUUGGUACUUCUCAAUUAUAGAAAUACUCAUUGUGAAGGAUUGCCCUAAACUAACUACGCUCCCGUUUUCAUCUUAUACUACUUGCUACCCUCCGGAUGGAGAUUUGAAUGUGACUUGGUUUCCUAGGCUAAAAGAGAUUGAAAUAGAGAAUUGCCCAGAACUCUUGUCACUGCCUCCUACUCCUUAUAGUCACACUUUGUGCAAUGUUACACUGCAACAUGUAGGAAGAGGUCUGGAGCUGUUAAGUUACUCAAACAAAUCAUCCGUCCCUUUGGAAAUGGAAGGUAAUGAUGCUCUGCCUAGCCUAGACGAGACGGUUUUGGCGUUCGAUAAGUUAACCCAUCUACAAGAAUUGAGUUUUGAAAACUGCCCACCUCUGUCUAAUAAACACCUUCAAAUGCUAACCUCGUUAAAGACCCUCAAAAUAAGUAAGUCUGGUAUUGUGUUUCUGCCGUUAGUAAAAAGUGAUGUGAAAUGGCAGCUUCCGGUCACCCGUCUUGAGAUAAUGAGUUGGACUGCUAGCGGGCAGGAACUAACACGUCUACUCUCUCAUCUCCCUGACCUGUCUCAUCUGGAAAUAUGUUUGUGUGACAAGAUAACACUGUUGAACGUAGAGGCAGCAUCGCUAUCAGUGCCAGCUUCUUCAGGUGUUAAAUUGCAGGAUACACAUGGAACAAAUCAACAAAAAGAUGAAGUGCUGCAGGUGGAGGAAGAGGUAGUAGCUGCGGAACAAGAAGAGGAAAAUGAUGGGCUGCUGCUCUUACCGGCCCAACUCCCCGUUUCUCUGAAGUAUUUUAUUAUCCUUGGUUGUCCAGAGCUUAUCCUGACUGCCCAUACCCACGGGGCAGGAGGAGGAGGUCUCCAUGCCAUGCGCUCCAUCCAGAAAAUCGAAAUAAAAAGUUGCCCCAAAUUCCUCUCCGCCUACAAGGAUUCGGAUCUCUGCCCUUUCCCAUCCUCCCUGCAACGCCUCGUUCUUGAAGAUCGUAUGGAGGGCAUGGACACGCUGGUGCCCCUCUCCAACCUCACCUCUCUCCAGGAAUUAAGAGUUACAUAUUGGGGCCAGCAUUUAAGGCACGAGGGCCUGUUGCAUCUCCUCACCCAGGGCCAGCUCACCAUAUUAGAAGUCCGCCAUAUCCCCAAUUUCUUUGCUGGUUGGGACCCCGCGCGAGGGCUGCAGGGUGGAGAAGAGCAGCCAUCCUCCAAAUUGCAGGAAUUCGAGACGGACGACAUCGCAGGAGCCCUUGCUCAGCCGAUCUGCCGUCUCCUCGCUCCCUCCCUCACCAGAUUAUCUCUUGAAUUCAACGAACAGGUGGAGCGCUUCACAGAGCAGCAAGAGGAGGCCCUUUCCCUCCUCACCUCCCUCAAGGAGCUCCAAUUUUGGUGGUGCGAAAAGCUGCGGUGCCUCCCGUCAGGGCUACGCAAGCUCACCAGCCUCGAGCGAUUACAGAUCUAUGUCUGCCCAGCCAUGCGGUCGCUGCGCAGGAAUGGCCUCCCGAGUUCCCUGCAAGAGUUAGUUGUCGAGUACUGCAUCAAUCUGCGGUGUCUCCCAGCAGGGCUACACAAGCUCACCAGCCUCAAGAGAUUGGAGAUCGAGAGAUGUCCAGCCAUCCGGUCGCUGCCCAAGAAUGGCCUCCCCAGCUCACUGCAAGAGUUGGAUGUCAGAUAUUGCCACAACGAGAAGCUAAAACAGCGAUGCAGACGGUUAGUGGGCACCAUCCCACUAAUCAGACUAGGCUAAUCCAAGGGCUUCUUGGGAGUUGUACAUUCUUCUAGCCUUGUAGGACUAUCUCCAUGGAUGUACCCAGUUCGCACAGAAGAGGGUCUCCUGUGUGGUAUCUUCUUCAUGUACAUAAACCUGGUGUUCUUAUGAUUUUUCUGGUCGUCUUGUUGAUACUGUGUAAUUACACUUCUUUUGUCACUAGUGAAGAUUUGGUUCUCUAGCGUUCAAAUAGGUGCAGACGUUACUUCUUCAAAAUUCCAUGCAGUCUUGGGUAUACUUCGUAUUGCAACAGAUGUGGAAGCUACGCUCUUUACCGGCUGACAGCUUAGGAACAUUGUCAGAAGGUUCACACUCCAAGAGAAUGUAUCCAAAGACUUCAGAAGAUCUCCAUUAUGAUUGCCUAAGGGCUACACAGGCUUCCCGACUUCGACAACUUAAAGGUCAUGGUUGUGUGCAGCCUAUGCAGUCAGCUGCCCAAGGAGACAUCCACAGUUCACCGAAAGAGUUAGAUGUGAGUUGUCAUGGAAAUGACGAGGUCAAACAUAAGUAAGAGAAGUUAAUGGAAGCCAUUCGCAAAGGCGAAUACGUACUGACUAAACCAAGGUUGGUUCAUGCUUAUCUAGAACUUCAUACAUGCAAUGGUGGAUUAUUCACUGCAUAUGAAGCAAUCCAGGUUAUGGACGAGUCAACCUGCAAAAAGAACGAAGCUUUUGGACCAUUCUGCAACUGAUCUCAAGUUACCCGAUGAUGUGCAAGGCAAGGAAACUGUAUGAAUCUGCCAUUUAUCUUGAACCUGAAAUUCUAAGAGCUGAACUGGCAAGGGGUGAUAUGCGUUUUGGUGAAUCCUGGAAUAAUCAAGCAAUUUUUCUACUUGAAAGAUAUUAGAGGCAAUAGGCAGAUGAUUCUCCACUCAUCAAGUUAGGUCAACUAUUUGCAGCAACAAAUCUGCUGUCCCAAUAUCAAUCUGCACUAAGUGCAGGUUAAGGAAUAACUGAAGACAAGAAUGCUGGCAUGAGCAACGGUAUAAUUUUUUCUCGCUUUAUUCAAAUGCUAGUUUACCUGAGAUCGUGCACAUAAUUUAUUUGGUCACAUUCUAGCUCCCAUAUGUUUAGAUUGUUAUUUUGUCCCACCAGAGCCAUACGCAACAAAAACUGAACCAUCAUUUGUGCAAUCUGAAUAUUUAGUGAGCGUUGUUAAUUAUGUAUCCAUCUAGUCAGAAGCUCUUGAAAGCCAGUCACUCUUUUUCUAUCCUUCAAUUGCUACCCUCUGACACUCGUCAUCACAAUUCAUGCAUUGCAAUCUCGCAUAAGCCACUUGUACCAUUCUGUCGCCGGUGUAUCCAUUCUCUUUGUAUAAGUCACUUCAUUCAUUUGUGCAUCAGUGUCAGCCUAUUAUAUAGGGUUUGCACACUUGUUAUUUUCCGAUAAAACUCAAUGGGAGAGUUCAUUUUAUGGUGUCCAGUCCCUUGGAAACAGAGUCAUCCAAUAGUUUAAAGCUCUUGAAAGCCAAUCAUUUCUUUUCUAUCAUUCCAUUGACUCCUUGGAUCAAUCCAUUGGUCUAUCCAUUAGACUAUUCCGUAGAUUUUACAUAUUGUUCCUCUUUGAUAUAUUCAUGAGGAUAUAUCAUUUAUGGCACUCAUCAUGCAUCGAAUUACUCCCAGCAGUCAUUUGUAAAUGGAGCCUGCCAUAUGUCGGCAACUCUAAAUAUAUAUUAAACAGAAAAGAAAAAUAAAAAAUGCUGGCAUCUAGAGGAAAAAGAGAAAGAAAAAAGAAAAAGAAAGAAAGAAAAAAAAAAGUGUGCUGCCAACCAAGAGCCAAAAGAAAACCAAAAGAGAGUGUGCCGGCAAUUAAGAUUUGAGAGGCUCUUAUAUUUCAUUUAGUGGGAGGACUUACGCAUACUUUACUUUUGCAAUCAUCAGCUGAUGCCUACUCUUCAUGUGGUAUCCAUGUCAUCAAUAGUUUCUCGACAUCAAUUGUGCCACUCAGAUCAUUCUUUUCCUCUUGACAUCUUUUCCAUCAUUCUUCCUGUGACUGGAAUCAUGAGGUUUCACUGUACUGGUUUCGGAUACUUAUUUAACUUUGCAAUAACUGAAAUUCAGAUUUGCUUACUCCAUUUACCCCACCAAACCACAGAUAAGCCUCCACAUAUGUAUAUGUUUUUAGUUUUUAGUGGUAGGGAGAUCUUGGCCAAUGGCCAGUGAGGAUCCAGAUACGAGUGACUGAGAGAAAUGAUCACGUUGUGAGGGCAUAAGGAUGUGAUCAUGAAAUUUUGUGCAUUAUCUGUUGUAAGCUUGUAGGUUUGCAAAGCUGGAGAACAACUAGAGACCCUUCACUAGUUCACUGUACGCUCUUCAUCUGCUUCGCUUCGUCAAGUCAGUUGCAUCUCAUGAAAAGGUUUAAAGUCCCACUUCACGACAGAGGAAGCCACACAACCAAGUUUCCAGGAUUCUGAAAAUAUCAGAAGAUUGACCAAUCAUAUUAGUUGACCCUAGGGGUUUGAUGAGCCUCUUCUCUACUGCUAAGUAGUCAGAUGGUGAUAUAGUUUUAGUCCAUAAAUUCGAGUUGUGUAAUCUUCCAUCCUGUAUCAAACUAUUUGUAAUCGAAGACGGAAUUUUAGCGAAGAGAACUUUACUAUUUAUGCAAAGAUUGCUAUCUUGCUUCAUGUC